This is a messenger RNA of Brienomyrus brachyistius, 4105 nucleotides long. It is a transcript of the gene dynll2a, whose product is annotated as dynein, light chain, LC8-type 2a. Gene Ontology annotation, cellular component: cytoplasmic dynein complex. Gene Ontology annotation, molecular function: dynein light intermediate chain binding; dynein intermediate chain binding. The coding region runs from base 1088 to 1429 and encodes 113 amino acids. Gene Ontology annotation, biological process: cilium assembly; microtubule-based process. NCBI's taxonomy places the organism in Eukaryota, Metazoa, Chordata, Actinopteri, Osteoglossiformes, Mormyridae. The transcript has 3 exons. The record is from RefSeq and is a predicted model, not a curated record.
GUGUUGCUGUGGAGUAGGUCGUUAAUUAUCAGCCAGGGGUGAGCUGGAUUGCAUUGUGCAGAUACGCGUGCUUAAGGUUUUAGUGGUGUAUUUUGGUGAUCGAAAAGUAGUUUUUUCCCCCACCGUUUUGCAGCGACAAAAUAACUGGCGUCGCUGUAAUAAAUGUAAUAGUGAGCUGCUGAGAGUACGUGCCCACGUUAAACGCCCCCUUAUGCAAUGGCGUUUGCCGUUUAUCUUCCUUUCUUUUAUAAAGACGCCGUUUUGUAAAGUUGCAAUAAAGAUCCAUAACGUGACACUUUAAGUACUGACGUUUCAACGACCGGCUCAUUUGUAUGCCACUGGCAUGCGCCGUUUUACUCUGAUACCUGCUUUAUUUCAGUCUGUAAGUGAAUUUAGCCCAUAGAGAGAAUGUAAUAUUGUAUUGGGGGAUGAGAGUAAUUAAGUGUGCGUCUACUCCAGUUGACGGCUGUGAUGCGGAUAACCUCGGAUGUGCCGGUCCCAUUAUCGCUGACACAUGUUUAGUGCGAUGCUCGCUUGCGAACGCCUAGGACGCUCUAGGAAUAAACACGCUCCGACUUGCUUACAGGUGGAACUGUGCGUACUAAUCGCUGAUAUGCCUUUGGUUACAUUUUUUUUUUGUAUAAUAAACGCUAUUAUUAGAUGGCUACUUGUAAGCGUAUUGAUAUUUUUCUGAAAAUGAAUGCACUUCUCCCACCCACCCGAAGCAUAUGUCAGCUGUGUUAACUUAAGUGACGCGGUAAGGUAGUUAACGCGAAAGUAGUUAGUGCACCACCGGAAGUUCAGUUUACUGCCCCCGGGUCAUGUGUUUUAAGCUCUUGCUUAAAUACCAGUAAGACUCCUGGUCAGGUGUUUUAAGCGCUCUUAUUGGCAAGGCACUGUAAAAGCCAGGAUGGCGGUGCUUUUCUUGAACGCCUCCCCCCUCCAAUGCCUUAAAUUAAGUCUCUCAAAAAAGGCCUGGACUCGGUCCACGCAGUGGUCCUGUGGAGAUUUACUAGUGCUGCGGCCCUUGGUGAUGUCCAGAGGAUGGUGCUCGAAUCAGUAGCUGAAGCGUAUCCACAGAACAUUGAUGUGCUUUGAGAGGUUCCAUAAAGAUCUGUCUGAUUAUUCACUCUUCUAUGGGAUAGACUGCCCAGACAAGAUGACUGACAGGAAGGCGGUGAUCAAGAAUGCUGACAUGUCUGAGGACAUGCAGCAAGAUGCUGUGGACUGUGCCACCCAGGCCAUGGAGAAGUACAACAUCGAGAAGGACAUCGCUGCUUACAUCAAGAAGGAGUUCGACAAGAAGUACAACCCCACGUGGCACUGCAUUGUGGGUCGGAACUUCGGAAGCUACGUUACCCACGAGACCAAGCACUUCAUCUACUUUUACCUGGGGCAGGUGGCCAUCCUGCUCUUCAAGUCUGGCUGAGUGCCCCCACCCCCCCGGCAGCUGCUGGACUGUAACGCGCUGAUGGCUCACCAAUGCCCCCCCCCCCGCACAAAAGAAAAGACUAACUGUGGGCAGUUGCAUGGACUGUAUAUAAAACUAAAUGUGAAUGUUGAAGUAAACAUCCUAUAGUUGGCUGGGAAAAAUACACUUUUGUUCAUGCUGUAGUAUUAACUAUAUUGCACUCUUGCUUUCAGGUGGCCUUUUUGAGUAAUAAAGAGUCAUUCUGUGGUAACUAUGGCGGGAUUGUGGUACUGUGUCCACUUGCAGUUCAGGGUGGACCGCUGGACCUUUUUAUAGGGUCACUUGUUAAAAUGCUCACAUGCAUUCAAAAUGGCUUCCUGUGUGUCCUGUAAUCUCAUACCCAGAAUUCUAUCAUGAUGCUGCAUAAACGUCUGAGAUGGGAGAUCGCCCUGCGGUGCUGGGUCUUUUAUUUAAAUUCCCAAUUAUUAACCCCUAGGCUAAUUUUUAGGUACGGGGUGUUUGUACAGUAGCGUACCAGUCACACACAGUCGAGUAUUUAUUAUGGGAUAAGCUAUUAAAAUAGAUAUUAAUGGUCGAGAAGUAGUUGACAGGUUCCAGUGCUAUGCCAUGCUUUUACAAUUUUGCACAUUGAUGAGGGACUGGCGCCUAUUUAAUGUCUGCCUGUUGGGGAAUCUAGUUUUUGAGAAAUAUUAAGGGUAGAAUACAUGCGUUUUAAUGUAACGGGUGCUAAACUUGAAGACACGUAGAUUGCUGUUGCGGUCGCCUCCGCAAAUUCUUUUCUGUCCCCAUUUGUGCACAUUUCUGGGUCCAGCUGAUGGUCUUUGUAUCCCACUAGGGUUGUUAAUGUUUGUCUGUACACUUUGUAUGUGCCUCACAUUUCUGUUCCAGGAUUUGUUGCAUUUCACUUUUUAAAAAAUUUUUUUUUUUUUUUUUGGUGUGACGGGGAAGCGUGUAAGAACGUGUCAUGAGUCUCGUUCAUUAAAGAUGUCUGGUCACGGUGAAAGCUAUUGGGUGUUUUUUGGGUAAGACGCCCGCACGGUAAACCUCGAUAACCUUAUAUCAAACAGAUUAGCGCCAGUAUACCUGCACAGCGAUCGAAGGUGGGUUAAACUGCCAUUCCCCACCACACUCGGCGUUUCUGCAGCCUCUUUGAAUAUUUCAGGAACGAUUGCCCGAUGUUACUCAGCGACACCGGAUCGUCCGCUCACGGAGCAUUUGACAUCCGGUAUCAGGUGCGUUAAGUGUCUAAUCUGGUCCUGGUAAUAAACCACCAUGGCAUUGAAAGCAAGCCAAAAGCUAGUAUGUCCUGCAAGUAUGGUCCUGACGACAGCUGGGUAAAACGAGAAUAAAUGUUGGGCAGACUUGGGGGUUUGGAGACAGCCGGUGCGGGAUGUUCCGUGGAGAUUCAUUGUUUUAUGGUAUAGAAAGACUCGCUACUGUGGAUAAACCGCUACCAGGAUGCCAUCAUGGGGCAAACGUGGAUUUAUUAGGCGGGCACCAGUUCCAAUUGGGGACUGUGGCGAAACAAUCAUAUUUUUUGGGGAAUCCCUUAACACUUAUGAAGGUGGUCCUAGGACGAUUAUAUCAAAUCAUUAAUGACUGGUUGCAUUUGGUCUGUCUGUUACUGGGGCAGACGAUCCGUUUGAUGGGCACUGUCCACGGGUUGCUCCGCCGCCGUAGUACUAUAAUGUGCGUAAGUUUCUGAUAAGCGCACAGAAAUCAUACUUUGUUUUGCCAAACUGAAGUGUGUUUUCUGUCAUGGAAAUAUUCCACAAAAGUAGGCAACUGCCGAUAGGGCUUUAUGUGAGCAGCUGUGUUGAAUCCUGAAUGAACUAUUUGCACAAUUACAGAAGGUUAGAUCACUCAGGUGAGUCUCGCACUAUAGCUGAUUUUGGAAGGCUAGGUGUUUCUUUGUAGUGACAAUCAACCAUAAUGCCCAUCAUUUAAAUGAAAAUUAACAUUAAUACGCUCUCUAAUUGGCGUCUCUGAAGAUGACGGACGCGUACAUGCUAUCUAUUAAUUUCGUGCUCCACAUUUUUUGACCUUUAUGCAUCCAUGCCGCUUGUGGGUGUUCCGCGGUGGACUGAGCGCCGAAGGCCCCUGGUCGUAGAUGUAGUUGCGUGCCCACUGCGACACCUGGUGGCCAUGGAUAGCACAUUAUCCGUCGCCCCUCCGUGGCUUUAGUUAGUAUUAAAAUAUGGCCACAAGAUGCCGCUAUAGUAAUUUCUAAACAUAUUUCUUUUUUUCUGCAGCGAACAAAUUUGUGAAUUGGUGAAUCGGGGGGAAAUCUAGCUUCAUUGAUUUUGAAUUCAAUACAUUUAAAUUGUAUAAAUACUAAUAAAUAUUUGUAAACCACUGACUCUUGUGUUAAAAUGAUAUAACUCCAAUUGCAUGCAAGACCACCCGCAACAAUAAUUGUAGUAUAUUUUGUGUAUGCAGUAAGUGUUAACGUUCCGUUUUGGAGUUACGGCAAGGUGUCCUUAUCUUUCUGUUCGCCGCACCAGGUAGAAUUUCCCAUACAUGUGAUCACAUUUACGACGUGAUUUCUUUCUAAAGUUUGAAGUCUUUAAACUGCUUAUUGUCCCUAACGCCAUUUCAUUCUGAAAAUCCUUGUCAAAGCUGCACUUAUCUCUGCAUUUUCAAAGUGGAAUUAAUAAAAUAUAUGUGCUGACA